CCUGCUGACAAUUCAUGCUUAGCAUGAAAGUAAUGCUCCCUUUGUAUGGUUUGGAAUAAGAGAUUUGCAGCAUGCAAGUGCUUUUUCCCUGUUUACUUUUAACUUCUGGUUUCUUGGAUCUGAUUCCUAGUAGGCGGUGUCAUCUUGAAACAACUCCAUCCACAUCCUUCUCUUCAAGCUUAGAGGUCUUUUCAAUAAAGGCAUGAUGAACAUGAAUGCUUCUGGUUUACUCUUUUUCUUCUUAGCAAUAUGCUUGACUUCCACAGUCGAAGGACAGAGCCAUCGGGUAAAUUCUAUGCAAUGUGACAGGAAGCUUACAUAUACACGGACUACACCUUGUACUUCCUGUGCUGUAUCCAACACAGUGCGAUGCCCAGAAGGCUGGAUUAAAGAGUCCCAGAUACUAGGGGAGAAACGCUGCAGCUAUACAGUAAAGCUGGAUGAGAAUACCCUCUUACUAUCAGGUUGCAGUCGCACAUGUAAGAAGACAAUUGAGGAGAAACGCUGUUGUGAUGGAUACUGGGGUUCUGAGUGCUAUGAAUGCCCCGGUGGAUCUAACCCAUGCAAUGGCCAUGGGAUUUGUCUGGAUGGUUUGAGAGGAAAUGGAACUUGUACCUGUGAGGAGAACUAUGCUGGCUAUGCUUGCCAAGAUUGCCGGGAUGCGAAUCGUUUUGGCCCUAAUUGUCAAUAUGUAUGUGAGUGUCAGCAUGGGAUUUGCAACAGUGGGGUCUUGGGUGAUGGAAGUUGUACCUGCUAUGCUCAUUUCACUGGCCCAAAGUGUGACCAAGAACUUUCCCACUGUGGGGGUGUAGUCUGUGACACCAACUCCCAUUGUGUGAUGAAGAACCAGCAGGCAAGGUGUGAAUGUUUACCGGGCUACAAGAAAAUUGGGAACACCUGUCAAGCCCAGGAUCCUUGCCGUCCGUCCCCAUGCUCCUCAUUUGCUGUUUGCAAUCCUGUUGGGCUAACUGAGUAUGAAUGUACCUGCAAAGAGGGGUAUGAUGGAAAUGGAAGAACUUGCCAACCCAUCAAUGCUUGUCUCGAAAAUAAUGGAGGCUGCCCUGAAAAUUCUACGAUCUGUAGAUUCUUAACUCCAGGAAAGUCAAUGUGCCUCUGUAGAUCGGGAAUGGUUGGCUCGCCUUCUCAAAGCGGGUGCUCGCCUAGUAAGCACCAAUGUCGAAUGCACGGUUGUGAGAGUUCUUCACAUUGUGAAGUUGACGCUGAUGGAACUGUCAGCUGUGUCUGCAAAGAUGGAGAGAUUGGAGAUGGCCGGAGCUGCUACACAACCGUCCUGCAUGAGAUCUCUCGGUUGAAUUCGCGGGGAAAUCUUAACAUGAAACUGAGGGCCGCAAAAAGAAUAUUUGAAUUAGGUUGCUCACUACUCCUGGAAAAAUAUGGACCUUUUACUGUUUUUGUGCCAUAUCUUCACUACGACAGAUUAGACAUUAAUGCCGCAGUUGCCGAGAAUUUAUGUAAAAUGUACAUAAUUCCUGGUCAGCAUUUGUUGGAGGAUUUGCGAAAAACCAAGGUCCUGUGGACAUUGUCUGGACAUCAAGUGACAUUUGGUGAUCAGUUAGCCAGCCGCUCCUUCAAGUUUUCAGAUGACCCACAAAAUGCGUUUAUCACCCAAUCAAACCUGCCAGCUUCUAAUGGCAUUAUACAUAUUGUCGGCAAUUUAAGGGGGGGAACUACCUUGGAAGACCUCGGAAACUCUCAGAAAACAAUUGGGGAGAUAAUUGCUUCACUGGAGAUUGCCAGCCGAUUUGAAACUAUAUUGGAAAACUGUGGUCUGCCUUCAAUUCUGGAUGGCCCUGGACCUUUCACUGUAUUUGUACCAAGUAACGAAGCUGUUGAAAAAUUAAGAGAUGGAAGGCUUAUUUAUCUCUUCACAGAGGGAAUAAGCAAGCUCCAGGAACUUGUGAAACACCAUAUCUACACAUCAGCAGCGGUGCGAGUAGAAAGACUGAUGAUGAUGCCACACAUUCUGACCAUGGCAAAUCAAAUACUGACAGUCCAUGUUGGUGAGGAUGGAAGAAUUUUUCUGGGUGACUCAGAAGUUGCCAUAAACAAAAGGAAUAUUUUGGCAUCAAAUGGUAUCAUUCAUACUUUGGAUGGCAUCUUCAUUCCUCCAUCAAUAAUCCCCAUUCUGCCUCACAGAUGCAGUGAACAGCAGUACAAAGUUGUAGCAGGAUCUUGUGUUGACUGUGAUGCCCUGAAUACCAGUUUUUGCCCACUGCAAAGCACAGUUGUGGAGCAUGGGACAUAUCCAGGGGAAUGUGUUUACAUCCAUGAUCCAUCAGGCUUGAAUAUUAUGAAGAGGGGUUGCAAUAGACACUGCAACCAAACCAUUAUGACACCUGGAUGUUGCAAAGGAUUCUUUGGCCCUGCCUGUACCCCAUGUCCUGGUGGGUUUACCAAUCCAUGCUAUGGCAGAGGAAAUUGCACUGAUGGGAUUCUAGGGAAUGGCCAGUGUCGCUGCUUUGAGAGAUUCAAAGGAAUUGCCUGCCACAUCUGUUCGAACCCAAACAAACACGGAGAGAACUGUGAUGAAGAUUGUGGCUGCAUUCAUGGCAUCUGUGACAACAGACCAGGAAGCAGGGGAGUGUGCCAGACCGGGUCGUGUAAGGCUGGAUAUACUGGGGAAUUCUGUGAUCAAAUCUCCCAGAACUGUGGGCCUGUUGGUGCCUCUCUGAACUGCCAUCAGAAUGCAGUCUGCCACCUGAAUGACACUGCAAGGUGCAUUUGCCUUGAUGGAUAUGAAGGAGAUGGCUUUUCCUGCCAGCCUAUUGAUGUCUGUUUGAAGCCAGAACGAGGAGGCUGCUCUGAAAAUGCAAUGUGCAACAGCACGGGCCCUGGCCUAGCAACUUGCCAGUGCAACAAGGGUUGGACUGGGGAUGGGGAGGCCUGUAUUGCAAUAGACCAAUGCAGGAUGGAGACCAGAGGAAACUGCCACAUCAAUGCUGACUGCAAUUACAUUGGGCCAGGACAGAGCAGUUGUGUGUGCAAGGAAGGUUACGAUGGUGAUGGCUACAACUGUGACCCGGUUGAUCUUUGUUUGAUGAACAAUGGUGACUGCCAUGAAUUGGCUGUGUGUCAGUCUCUUGGUGGUAAGAAGACGUGCCGUUGCUCUGAAGGAUACAUUGGAGAUGGAAUUACAUGUUAUGGAGAUAUAAUAAUGGAAUUGGCAAGAAACCACCAAUUUUCUGCCUUCUUUGAAUGGAUUAAGCAAUCUCUCCCCAGCAUCCCAAGAGAAGGCAACGUGACUGUGCUGGUGCCACUGAAGGCAGCCAUCCAAAACCUGAGCAAGGCUGAAGAAGAUUUCUGGCUGAAGCCAAACAUGCUACCAUUUCUAGUCAGGGCCCACUUUCUGCAGGGUUCUUUCACAACUGAGCAACUCAAGGAAUGUGUGGGUCAGCAACUAUCCACCCUCAAUCCCCGGGCCAGGUGGGAAAUAAAGAGCAGCAGUGGGACAAUUACCAUUCAGAAUGCAAGUAUUGUACUUGGCGACAUCCCUGCUAUUAACAGUACUAUUUAUAUAAUUGAUAAGGUUUUGUUACCACCCUUGGAUGUCAUCCCACCCAUUCAUCCACGUCUGGAGCAGCAACUUAGCAUGACACCCUCCUUCAGUCGGUUCAGAGAGCUGCUAGAGCAAUACCAGUUGAUUGGAGAGAUUGAGUCAUCUGAACAAUAUACCAUUUUUGUCCCAGGAAAUAGUUCAAUUGAGGAAUAUUAUCAAGCAUCAAAUAUUACACAACUGGAUGACAGCACUGUUCGGUACCAUGUCAUACUUGGAGAGAAGCUGUUUCCCAAGGACCUGAUAAGUGGAGUUCACAAAAGCACCAUGUUAGGUUUCUCCUACUGGCUGAUAUUUUACAAGAACACUACUCAGGCAUAUGUAAACCAAAUCCUCUUGAAUGGUGAAUUCUUUGAAACAAGAAAUGGGAUGUUGAUUGGGGUUUCUCAAGUUCUACAAAUUCAGAAAAAUCGCUGUACUACAAAUACCACAACAGUGAUAAAGUCAAGAUGUGCCAAGUGUAACAGACGGAUCAAGUGUCCAAAAGGAUCAGUACUUGCAGAAACACCAGGGAAAGGGAAUCGCCCUCACUGUAUUUAUAAGUCUGGAAAUUUGAAAUUGGUCGGCUGUUAUUUCACCUGUGUUAAAGUUUCAUUAGUCUCUGUCUGCUGUCAAGGUUACUAUGGCAAUAUGUGUGAGAUGUGCCCAGGAAAGCCAGGCAAUUGGUGUUCUGGAAAUGGGGUGUGUCAGGAUGGCAUUGAUGGCAGUGGAGAGUGCCAAUGCCAUGAAGGUUACCAUGGCACCGCCUGUGAAAUGUGUCAGGCAGGGAGAUAUGGAGCCAACUGUACAUCAGAAUGCAGUUGCAAGAAUGGGAUAUGCAAUGACGGAUUACUGGGAAAUGGAAACUGCGAAUGUAACCCAGGCUGGAAGGGGGCUAAUUGUGACAAAGAAAUUGGAAUUGAUUUCUGUAAUGGCACUUGCCAUGUGGAGGCCAAUUGCAUCAGUGGCUCUAACAUUUCUCAACCUUCUUGCUUGUGUUCUGCGGGAUACACUGGGAAUGGAACCCAUUGUACAGAAAUAGAUCCCUGUGCAGUGGGUAACGGUGGCUGCUCCACAUAUGCCAAUUGUACUAAAAAGGCACCUGGUCAGAGAAUCUGCACUUGUAAAAAAGGCUACACUGGAGAUGGGGCCAUCUGUCGGGAAAUUGAUGGAUGCUUAGACAACCAUGGAGGAUGCCAUAAAAAUGCAGUGUGCGUUAAAAUAGGUCUAGGUCUGGCAUCCUGUGUCUGCCUUCCCCCAUUCAGUGGGGAUGGUAUUAAAGAGUGUGAGCUCUAUGAUCCUUGCAAGAAGGACAAUGGAGGUUGCAGUCCACUCGCUCUCUGCAUUGGCAGUUCUUCUGGAAGUCGAGUCUGUCUUUGUGUGACGGGUGUUGGAGACGGCUAUACAUGCAAGAGAUCAAUUUGGGAGGAACUCUCUGAAAAAGACGCUGCAUCCACAUUCUUUCAUUAUGUACAGGCCCAUAAUGUUAUUGAGAUCAAGGGAUCUGGAUCGUACACUGUUUUCGUCCCACAUGUCAAUUCUCUGCAGAACGAUACCAGCACAUAUUUAGAAUGGAGAAAGAAGGGCCUUAUCAAAGAUUUGCUUCGCUAUCACAUGGUCAGCUGUCUGUCACUGCAGUCAGAUGAUCUGGAGUCCCUUGAUUCCAUCACAGCUUUAUCUGGACACACAAUAAGGAUUUCUGUGAAAGAGGACAGUGUGUAUUUAAAUGAGGAGGCAAAGAUAAUUGAAUCUGCCAUUGUACUGAAUGGUGUCAUACAUUUCAUUGACAAGGUCUUAGUCCCAUAUGACCUCCAGAAUCGCAACAUUUCAUCUAGCCUAUCAGAGAAAUCCAUCACAGAGGUUGCAAAGGCUUAUGGGUACAACAUCUACAGCAAGCUUCUAGUGGAGGCAGGACUUCUUCCUCUGGUUAAUGAAACCAUUCAUCAGCCCUUGACCAUGUUGUGGCCUACGGAUGCAGCUUUUAACUCCCUUCCAGAGAAUAUGCAAAAGUGGCUGUAUCACAAAGAGCAUCGCAGCAAGCUGGCUGCUUAUCUUAAAGGGCACAUGAUCAGGGACAUGCAGGUCACAGCUUCCAAGCUGACAGAGCUUGGUGGUUCUGUAAGGACUCUGCAUGGCUCGACCAUCUCUUUUAGCUGCAGCAAAACAAGUGCUGGGGACAUCCUGGUGGACAAUGGCAAUGCAAAGGUUGUUCAGAGGUAUAUGGAAUUUAAUGUAGGUAUUGCUUACGGUAUUGAUCAGCUGCUUGAGCCUCCAGACUUGGGAUCCCGUUGUGAUGAGUUUCGCAAUGUUGAAGUUUUGAAUGCUGACUGUGGCAGAUGUGGUUUUGAGCCACCUUGUCCUCUUGGAUCAAAUGAAUCGGGAGCAAAGCAGAAUUGUGUUUAUCUUGAACAUGGACCUUCCAGAAAUCCAUGGUAUGACUCUUUUGAUAGAAGGUUGUCCUGGCCACAGCAGUCACGCAUGGGGAGCAGAUGGUCCUAUUAUGGUCCUAUUAUGGUGCCCUCUGAAGGAUGCAAGAGAACAUGCCUUAGCACCAAGUGGAUACCUGAAUGCUGUUCAAAUCACUAUGGAAGAGACUGCCAGGUGUGUCCUGGAGGACUUGAGGCCCCAUGCAGUAAUCGUGGGACAUGUAACGAUGGGUUUAGAGGCUCAGGACAAUGCAACUGUAGCACGGCUUUCUUUGGGACAGCUUGCGAGCACUGCACCCCAGGUCGCUAUGGGCCCGAGUGCAAAGAGUGUAGUUGCACAGAGAAAGGAAUAUGCAAUGAAGGGUUGCAUGGAGAUGGCUUCUGCUUCUGCAGUGAAGGAUGGACAGGAAAGCGCUGUGAAAUCCCACUAGUGGCCAAGUGUUCACCAGCCUGUGAUCCUAACGCUGUCUGCCGAAUCAAUAAUACUUGUGAAUGCAGACUACAUUUUGAGGGAGAUGGACGCACAUGCAAAGAGAUUGACCCGUGUGGUGAAGACAAUGGAGGCUGCAGCGAGCACGCCAACUGCACACAGGCUGGGACAGAUGCUUUCUGUAGCUGCUUCUCAGACUAUCAGGGGGAUGGCUACAUCUGCAGCCCUAUCGACAGGUGUGCAGAUGGCAACAAUGGAGACUGCAGUGAGCAUGCCAUUUGCAUCAGCACAGGCCCUAAUGCACGGAGGUGUGAGUGCAAAGGAGGUUACACUGGAAAUGGAGUCCAGUGCUUGGAGGAAGCUGUCCCACCCACAGACCGUUGCUUAGAGGAAAAUGGGCAAUGCCAUCUUGAAGCUAUUUGCACUGACCUACAUUUCCAUGACAAAACAAUGGGAGUCUUCCACCUCCAGUCUCCCAAAGGAAAGUACAACUUUACUUACCAAGAUGCGAAAGCUGCCUGUGCUGCUGAGGGAGCAACUUUGGCUACUCUUCAGCAGCUCUCUGCUGCGCAGCAGAUGGGCUUCCACCUGUGCAUAGUAGGCUGGCUUUAUAACAGGACAGCUGGUUACCCAACUGUAUAUCCAAGUGGGAAAUGUGGCACUAACCAUGUUGGGAUUGUAAAUUAUGGCUUUCAGAAUGACCUCAGUAAGAAGUGGGAUGCUUAUUGCUACAGAGCUAAAGAUGUAAAGUGUGACUGUAGGGAUGGAUUUAUUGGCGACGGCUAUACUUGCAUAGGGAGUCUUGUAACUGUGCUGGGCCAGAAGGAAAACUUCUCAAUCUACUAUUCUAUGGUACUGGAUUAUGCCAAUGCCACCCAAGAAGGAUGGGAAUUUCUUGACUUUCUCUCCUCGGACACCAUUUAUAAAACCCUUUUUGUACCUCUCAACUCUGGCUUUGGGCACAAUACAUCUUUAACACUGAAUGACCUGAAGCUUCAUGUGUCAGUGAGCGAUGUGGUCCUUCUGAGCUUCAAUCUCACAGCCGGUACAGUUAUACCUUCCCAAGCAGGAUACAAUCUUUCAAUCGCAGACUCCAUGAACAACACCCAGGUCCAUGGUUCUAAGGUGAUUAAUAAUACAAUGAUCGUUGAAUGGGAUAUUCUGGCCUCCAAUGGGGUAAUUCAUGCUAUUGAGACACCUUUGAAGGUACCGUUACGGCAUCUUGAUCAGGUUACUGGUGCAGUAAAAUCAUCUGCUUCUAUGAUCAUCAGUGUGAGCACGGUUGUCAUAGUGCUGCUUUGCAUAGCUAUUGCUGGAGUGUCCUUCUACUACCUCAAAAGGAGAAACCAGGGAUUCCAGUUCCAAUACUUUAAGGCUGAGCUGGAGGAUGAUGAGCCGGCUUCCUGGGAGGAAAGGAGCCCACACUUUGUGUCCAUUCCAAAUCCCAUCUAUGGAGCAGACAGUUCUAUGUAUGAUCCGUUUGAGGAUUCCCUCCAUGGAGGAGACUUUUCAGAUAGCCAUGGAAUUCUUGGAGAUUAGCACAUGCAGAGCUAAAGUGCAACAUAAGCAGGGAACAAGCACUUAGCAGAAGCUUUGCUGUUCAGGAGGAACUGGAUGCCUUCUUGGUUGUUAGAGACUACUAAGAAGUCUAUGCCCAGACUACUAAGAAGUCUAUGCCCAGACUACUAAGAAGUCUAUGCCCAUCCAAUGGAAGCCAACUGGCAAGUCAUUUUGGGUUAUUUUAAAAAAUUCAUCAGCUUAAAGACAUCUGUUCCUUUUCUAAAAGAUAUGGGCAGGGGUCAAGGGAAGGAGCUGUAGCUUAAUGGUAGAGCACAUGCUUUGCAGGUAGACAUCCUGGUUCAAAACUUGGCAUCUUCAGGUAGGGCUAGGAAAGAGCCUUUUUCUCAAACCCUAGAGUGUCCCUACUAGCACAGAAAAUUCUGAUUUAGAUGGAUCAAUGCUCUGACUCUGUAUCAGGCAGUUUCAAAUGUGAGGAACCAGAGCGCCCCUUCCACUGGUACACACAUGGGGAUUUUGCCAGUUUUCACAUCUGAAUGCUUUGUUGGAUGCCACUUUGGAGGGUCCUCCAACCUUCAGGAGUAGCUUUUUGGAUGCUAUGAGGAUGCCAGUGGAAAGGCCCUCCUCCCCACCCACCUCCAUAAAGUCCUGUUGCAUCUGCAAGUUUCUUUUGAUCCUGCCAAUAAAGCUUAAAGCUUAUACUUCAGGAAUACUAUGACACAUGAAUGUUUUUGGUCAGUGGAGGAUGUUCAGUGGUCUAAUGAAAUCUUAAUUCAGAGGUGGAUAAUUUUACUCUGAAACUGCACUAUUGACUGUCAAUAUUCUUCCAUAUGUUACUCGAAAGACAGUUUGAAAUAAAAAACUACCUGUAAACUAUAAA
Hemicordylus capensis (graceful crag lizard) is the source of this 8807-nucleotide messenger RNA. It is a transcript of the gene STAB1, whose product is annotated as stabilin 1. Gene Ontology annotation, biological process: cell adhesion. Bases 203 to 7948 code for a protein of 2581 amino acids. NCBI's taxonomy places the organism in Eukaryota, Metazoa, Chordata, Lepidosauria, Squamata, Cordylidae. Gene Ontology annotation, molecular function: hyaluronic acid binding; calcium ion binding. The record is from RefSeq and is a predicted model, not a curated record. The transcript has 69 exons.